AUGGCCGUCAAGGCUCGCCUCAGGCGAUGGGCCGGCAAGCUUGCCGUCGAGGCAGAGCCGGGCCUCACGUCGAGCCAACGCAUGCUCACGAACCAUGACCUCAAACCCGUCGAGCGCGAGCGUCGUCAAUGGGGCCCUUGGAACUUUGUCGGCUUCUGGAUCGCCGAUUCGCUCAACAUCAACACGUGGAUGAUUUCGUCGUCGAUGAUUGUCGGCGGCCUCUCCUGGUGGCAGGCCUGGCUCUGCGUCUGGAUCGGCUACGCCUUUGCCGCCUGCUUCAUCGUCCUCACCGGCCGCAUCGGCGCCGUGUACCACGUCGGCUUCCCCGUCGUCAGCCGGGCCUCGUUUGGCAUCUGGGGGAGUCUCUGGCCCGUGCUGAACCGUGCGGCCAUGGGUGCGUCGUGUCCCCCGUCUGCUUCUGCGUCCCCCGUCUGCUUUUCUGCGUCUCCCGUCCGCCUCUGCGUCUCCCGCUCACCGACGUUUGCAGCCUGCGUCUGGUACGGCGUGCAGGCCUACAUCGGCGGCCACUGCGUCUACAUCAUGAUCCGCUCCAUCUGGCCCUCGUGGGACCGCACCGAGAUGCCCGGUCCCUUCCCCCCCGGCGUCUCGAGCACGCCCGACUACGUCUCCUUUGUCAUCUUCUGGCUCUGCUCGCUGCCGGCCAUCUGGUUCCCCGUCCACAAGAUCCGCCACCUCUUCACCGUCAAGGCCUUCUUCGUGCCGCCGGCGGGCGUCGCCUUUCUCGUCUGGGUCGUCGUCCGCGCCGGCGGCGUCGGCCCCAUCGUCCAGCAGGGCAACACCAUCCACGGCAGCGACCUCGCGUGGGAGUUUGUCAAGGGCGUCAUGUCGUCGAUUGCCAACUUUUCGACCCUCAUCAUCAACGACUGCGACUUUUCCCGCUUCGCCCGCAAGCCGAGGGACGCCCUCUGGUCCCAGCUCGUGGCCAUCCCCGUGAGCUUCGCCGUGACGUCGUUCAUCGGCAUCAUCGUCUCGUCGUCGUCGACCAUCCUCUUCGGCGAGACCAUCUGGGACCCGCUGAACCUGCUCGACAUGCUGCUCGACGGCGCCAGCUCGGGCCAGCGCUUCGGCGUCUUCGUCAUCGCCUUCGCCUUUGCCCUGGCCCAGCUCGGCACCAACAUCGCCGCCAACUCGGUCUCGGCCGGCAGCGACAUGACGGCGCUGCUGCCGCGCUACAUCAACAUCCGUCGCGGCGGCUACAUCUGCGCCCUCGUCGGCCUCGCCAUGUGCCCCUACAACCUGCUCACGAGCGCCAACAGCUUCACGACGUACCUGUCGGCCUACAGCGUCUUCCUGAGCUCCAUCGCCGGCGUCAUGGUGGCCGACUACUACGCCAUCCGGAAGGGGUUCCUCCUCGUCCGGAAGCUGUACGACGGCCGCAGGACGGGGCCUUACUUUUACACGUGGGGCGUCCACUGGCGCGCCUACGCCGCCUACGUCGCGGGCAUCCUCAUCAACGUCGUCGGCUUCGCCGGCGCCGUCGGGGCCGAGGUGCCGGCGGCGGCGACGUACAUUUACAACGUCAACUUUUUCGGCGGCUUCCUCGUCUCGUCGCUCAUGUACUGGGGCCUGUGCAAGAUUUUUCCCGUGCCCGCGACGAGCGACCGCUGGAUGGAGGUGGGCGAGGAUUCCGACGUCGUCCACGUCGCCUACGACGGUCAAGGGGAUCAGGACGACGACGACGACGAGUUGAGGGUCGCGGUCCCGGAGAGCAAGGACGCGAAGCACGCGGGCCAAGACGCCGCUUGUGGGGGUAUCCGUGCAGCGACCGUGACCGGCACUGGCGUUGGCGGGAUGGAUGCACGGGUGCGACGGAACGGCCUGCGCACACGUUGCCGUUUGCUCCGUCGCAUUGACGACUACGACGACGACGACGACGACGACGACGACGACGACGGCGCCAUGGUACGCGAUGCCAAGGGCGUGGCCUGCGGGGUUUGGGCACGGCUACGUUGCGACGAGGGAUGCUCGAGCGGACGGACAGGGACGUUGGAAAACCAGCCCCCUCAGGUGCAGUUGGAGAUCGUAUAUUUCCUUGCAGGACGGUACCUCGCCGACGGGUCUUUCCUCGAAAUUGACACAAUCCUUGCAGAGGUCCAACUGCAACUGUUCAACCGCGGCACGCAAGUGCUUGAGCGUCGCAUCGACGCUUUUGGGCUUGUUCGCAUCGAGCAAGUCGCCGACACGAUCCAGGUUUGGUCUGUCGACGCAAUAGUUGCCGGCGAGAGCUCCCAACAGAAGCGGCGCCAUGGCGAGGAGGUGGUGCAUCGUGGCGAUUUCGGUUCGGCUGUCGUUUUAUCUUGGAGAAGACGAAUCUCUCGCCUACGGUUGGGAUCUGGGACGCGAGCGGAUUCUGCCGGGCCGAGGACGAGGUGUGAUGAAGCGCAGGUCCCGUCCUCGCGACGCGGGCGACGUCGACUAUUUAUCCCCGGUUCCGGCGUCGAAGCCGACCUCGCCGCAGACGCGCCUACGGCGCAACCGAGCACACGGGAGAGCUGGAGGGAGCCGAACCAUGGCUGCUGCAUCGAAGCGAAGGCUCCGCAGCGUUUCCUCGACAGCAGGGCUAGCGGCAGCAGAGGAGCCGCCGGAUGGGACGGAGCCAGGUCAGAGAUGCAGGCGGCACAGCCGCGCUGUUACGUACGGAUGCGCCGAGGAAGAUGCGGCGGCGAAUCCUUUGACGAGUCGACGACGAGCACACGGCACGGCAUCCAUCAUGAUACGAACCCGUUUCUCGCCAUGCAACUGCACGCUUGUGCGAACAGCUGCGGCGCGCCGUACAACCUCGCACCACUGCGAUUUAGCGCCUACUUAAUGCACUGCCCAGCACACAUGGCGCCAACCGCUACACCACCUAGUACAUAUGCACGCAAAGAUGCAGUUGCAGUACAGCCAGUACAGUCACUAGAAAAAAGCGACGAUUCAAUUUCGCUGGCGCCACCACCGCAUGGCGAAUCGACACUUUUGCCGGCCCACCAAUUAACAUCUACAGCACUUGCACCUGCGCUGUGCGUCUUGACCACCGAGGCCGCCGCCGCGACCGCUCAAGCCGCCGUCAUUGCUGGGGCCAUCAUGGCUGUGCAGGCCAUCGUGUCCACCAGGCCCGCCAGGACCACGAGUGCUUCCGUGAACUUCCGAACAGCUGCCGGCAGAGCUUGUCCAGCAAUGUUCCUCAUGGCUCCGGAAGAGGCGGCGUAG
Drechmeria coniospora is the source of this 3213-nucleotide messenger RNA. RefSeq names its product uracil permease-like protein. The record is from RefSeq and is a predicted model, not a curated record. Gene Ontology annotation, cellular component: plasma membrane. Gene Ontology annotation, biological process: nucleobase transport; transmembrane transport. Gene Ontology annotation, molecular function: nucleobase transmembrane transporter activity. NCBI's taxonomy places the organism in Eukaryota, Fungi, Ascomycota, Sordariomycetes, Hypocreales, Ophiocordycipitaceae. The transcript is spliced from 7 exons. Bases 1 to 3213 code for a protein of 1070 amino acids.